Molecule: messenger RNA, 1678 nt
Organism: Hordeum vulgare subsp. vulgare (domesticated barley)
Lineage: Eukaryota; Viridiplantae; Streptophyta; Magnoliopsida; Poales; Poaceae
Exons: 2
Coding region: 566-1339 (257 amino acids)
Source: RefSeq, a predicted model, not a curated record
CCCAAGCAUGAGCCAGAAGUGGCCUUAUUGAUGAAGCGUUAUUGCUAGGGGUGUUAUGUUAGGAGAUGAACCUCUGAAGUCUUAUAGGCAGCCCAAAUGUGUGCAAGAGGGAUGUUUAGCCUCCCGUACAAUAGUCAUUGAGACAAGUGCCGAAUAUUCUAUGUUAGCCUUCACGGGAGAAAAAAAUGAAAUUAAAGGGACCAGAGGAAAAUUGAAGGAAGAACAACGAAAGGGGUUUGUCCCCAGGGCUGUGAAGUUCAGAUCUACCACCCCAUCUCUGUAAAGUUAUGGUUCCACCAUCUUUGAUGAGUUUAUUCUAAUCCUUACCUUUUGCAACCCUAAAUCUUACUGUUGUCAUCUAAGACAGUGAUAUCUUAAUGCAUGAAAGCCUCUAAAGCUACUUAGAGAAGAACCUCUAGUGUCCCACAUUUGAAUGGCUUCAUCUAGUGGGUUUUACCCUAAUUUAGGGAGUUUCCCACGUUAAUAUUUGGUGUAUAUGUGUGUUUAUAUUGAUGUUACAUUUUUGUAGAAGAAUGUCUAGAAGCACUUAGUACUUGUCCUAGAUAUGUGUUGGAAGCACUCAGGGAGAAAAGAAAGUACUUCCGCUCGCUGCUUGCAUGACCGCACAAGGCAGCUGAGGCAAGAACAGAAUUCAGAAAGGUGCGCUCCUGCCCUGCGCACCGCGUCGGCCGUCACUCCGGCGUCGGCGGCCACCAGUCUCGCCGCUCCCCACUCCAGGGACGGCGCCUACCUCCCGCUCCUAGGUGCCAUGGCCUCUAGGGUCUUCCUGUCCAGGCCCCUCUCGCUGGAGCCCGACUCCCCCCCGCAGUCUUCGCCAAGAUCCCGUUGCAUGGUCGCGGCCUCAGCUCAGAUCUCUCAUCGUGCCGUAGAUCCUGGGCACCGCCUUCGGUCCGCUGACCGCUCGUGCAGGGUGGCGGCACGGGGGCCUCUUGCGCCCCCACUCAUCCUCCGGCGAAUGGUGGGUGGCAGACCAAGAUGGGUCGUCGCCCGCGGGCUCCGCCUGUCCGUGCCCCACCUGUGCGACGUCGGCGCCUGGCGGGGCGGCCCCGUGCACUGCCGGCCCCUCGACCGCCGCCCUCCUCAAGGCCACCCCCGAAGCUUCAUGGAUGCUGCUACAACUGCAGGAGUGAUGGGCAUAUCUAUGUCGACUGCACGAAUCCUACGUUCCGUGUCCCGGUGCCGUGGGGCCGGUCACACGUCGCGCGGGUUUACGUGUCCCCGCAGCCCCUCUCCGGUGGAGAAGCCGUCGCGUCCCCCGCCGGCCCUCCGCUCUAAGGUUUACCCUACCAAACGAAUUUCAAAUGCCACAAAACUUUAAUAUGAUUUUUUCUGGACUAUAUGAAGACCUGCAAGCAUCAGAAGUGGACGAGAGGCCGAACGAGGUAGGCACAAGCCAACAGGGCGCGGCCGCGCCCUAAUGACUUGUGCCCCCCUAGAUGCCUCCCGCCGUCCCUCUCUGACCUAUAAAUUCACAAAUAUUCCGAUGCACUCCCGAAACACUUUUUCCGCCGCCGCAAGUCUCUGUUCUGACGGAAGGCCAUCUAAACCUCCAUUCCGGCGAUCUGUCGGAGGGGAGAUCAGUCACGGAGGGCCUCUACAUCAACCUUGUUGCCCUCACCGUGAUGUGUGAGUAGUUUACCACAUACCUACGGGUCCG